Messenger RNA from Serpula lacrymans var. lacrymans S7.9, 1677 nucleotides. RefSeq lists its product as uncharacterized. NCBI's taxonomy places the organism in Eukaryota, Fungi, Basidiomycota, Agaricomycetes, Boletales, Serpulaceae. The record is from RefSeq and is a predicted model, not a curated record. The transcript is spliced from 2 exons. The coding region runs from base 1 to 1677 and encodes 558 amino acids.
AUGUCCAGCCAGAAAAUGCUUGACGUUCCAAAUCCAAAGGACUGGAAAUCAAGUUCCAUCAAGGAUAAACUCGGUACCAACUAUGUUCCUUCUGUCUCGCAAGUUAAAGACAUCAAGGCUCAAAUAGCAGAGUCUAGGGUCUCAUUAUCUGCCAAAAGAGCUGCUAUAGCACGUCAUCGGAAGAUGCUGAAACAACUCGAAAGCGAAGAAGCGGAUGCCAGGAAAUACGUCGAAGAUUGCGAGGCCCUUCUUACGCCUGCUAGACGUAUGCCGCCCGAGGUCAUUACCAAUAUCUUUAAAUAUUGCCUUCCCUCGGAAGGAUCUCGGCCAUCGACCUCUGACGCUCCACUCCUACUUAGUAGGAUAUGUAGUCAUUGGCGACAAGUAGUUCUCUCGACACCACAUCUCUGGUCCGCCCUUAAUCUUCACCUUCCUGCAAGAAUACGUGACUGGGAUGCGACCUUGGUCUCCCAUGUCGCAGCCCUAUCAUUCUGGCUGGAUCACUUGGGCUCUCAUCCUCUGAAACUAAGCAUCGCUCACGAUGCACAUCCAUCGAUUUCCAUAAGCACCACAGAGCAAGAAACAUUUAUGCUUUCUUCAGUACCAUACAAGAUGCUUUCCGCUUGCAUCGAAUCUAGUUGUCAUCGCCUCCUCACUCUAUCCGUCAUAAUGCCCGCAAGUUUCUUCAGUCUCUUUAGGCAACUAGCUGUACAGCCACUUCCCAGACUAGAAGAAAUCAGCCUUCAUCCGACCGACCGAUCGCUUUCGCCUGGUCAUUUGCUCCUCAUCAACUUCUGCAACGCCGAUCGUUUAUAUUCAUUGUCUACCAGCAUACCUCUGUAUCGCAUUGCUGACAUUAACGUACCAUGGCAUCAACUCACUCGAUUACGCCUACAAGAUCAUUACCCAGAUCAAUCUUCACUUUCUCUAAACGACUAUUUUUCCAUCCUUCAGCAUUGUACCCAGGUUGAACAGUGCGUCCUUAGAGUCUUCGACGGUUUGUUCCACAGACCACAAGCGCUCCUGGUUAUUCCGUCAUUGUUAGAUUUCCGUCUCAGCGUAGUGAUGUUUACUCAGUCACCUGAUUCUCGUCUCGCACAUUUCCUUAGCACACUCGUAUUUCCCCACCUCCAGCGGCUUCAUAUAGGCUGCAAUAUUAUCCCAAGGCCACUUCACAUACCUCCUGGUUUAUGUCUACUCGAACUUUCCCCCUUCCUCCUUCGAACUCGUCGCCAACUUCAAUCUCUAACGCUUGAAUACAUGAACGUUUCCUCCAGCCAGAUAUUCGCAUGCUGUUCGAUCUUGCCACAGCUCACGUACAUGAAAUUUCUCUCCAGUAUUGCUUUAAGGACGGAUGACGAGAUUAUCCAGGCUUUGACACCUGUAGACGGUAUCCCGGUCAUCUGUCCUAAACUCAAGGCACUUGAAGUCGGGUUUGGGGAUCCAUUCGAGAGCGUACCGUUGUUAGAGAUGAUCUCUGCGCGUAGGCGACAAAGUUCUGAUCAAGAAGCUGCAGUUGUUGCAUUGGAGAGCUUGACGAUUGUGCUAUACAGAAGCUGUUUUGUUAGGGUGAUGCCGUCUGAUGCAGGCAUGGAGACUCGCAUGACACGGUAUAAAUCUCGUCUUCGAAUGGCGCUCGCAGGUGGGACGGCAGACAUUAUCUGGAAUCAUAUCUAA